AUGAAAAUUCCAGCCGUCACCAGCCUCCUGGCUCUAAACGAUGUGCAAAUAGCACAAGCAUCGGAAGGUCAAUCAUCAAAUGUAGUAUCCAUGCCAAUUCAUCUUCUAUAUGGAGGUUUGAAUAAAGUCACCACGUCGGUUAUGGUGGGGAGUGGAAAUGAGAAGAUUGGUCAGAGUAUUGAGGUUGUGGUUGAUUAUGGGAGUUCGGGAUUUUGGAUAUUCGGUCCCAACGCAACCGUAAACUAUGGAUCUCAAUACCUCGGAUUUCCAGGAGCAUGCAACACCACACCACAAUUUUACUACCACUCCGACGACUCCAAGGUCUUCAAUUUCAGCGGAAGCUAUGCCUACGGAGGAAAUUCCAAAAUCCUAGACGCGGACAAAGCCGUCAACGAUACAUUGUAUUUCCCGUCCUCCCUUCCGGGUGCCUCAAUCCCCAACAUCGAAGUCGCGCUCGUGUCCUCCGGAACCGUGCGUCAAUAUGUUCCAGACGGAGAUCCAUGUCCAGAACUCUCCUACGACUACGGAAUCAUGGGUCUCGCAACUCCUGCUGGAUUCGACUCAGGACCUAACAUCAAAACCGAAUUAUUAAACCAAGGACGUAUAUCCUCCUCUAUCGUAUCCAUGUAUUUCGACUCCGCACCAGCCGAUUCCUCCAUAUCCUACAACUACACCGGGACCGUUCUCUUCGGCUCCCUACCACCUUCUUCCUCCUACACCGGAACCCCAAUCUCGAAUGCAACUACGAGUGAGAUUGUUAAACUUCCCUAUAGAUAUCUAGCACGAGAUUCAUCGAGGCCAGGUGGUGUCACGCCCGAGGGUAUGUGUAUUUUGGGUAUUUCGCUGGGAGGCGAAUUUGCAAGGAAUAAUUAUAAGAAAAAGAUCAUUAGAAAGAGAUUACAAGAAAAUAGUUAUUAA
This is a messenger RNA of Sclerotinia sclerotiorum 1980 UF-70, 918 nucleotides long. RefSeq lists its product as hypothetical. The record is from RefSeq and is a predicted model, not a curated record. The transcript is spliced from 4 exons. Lineage: Eukaryota; Fungi; Ascomycota; Leotiomycetes; Helotiales; Sclerotiniaceae. The coding region runs from base 1 to 918 and encodes 305 amino acids.